UUGUGUGAGGAAGCAGAAGACUGCGGCCGCCUGAGUCGUCGUGUCGGCGACUCGGUGUUAGGCCGCUUUUGUUUGUUUGUUCUGAAACCCCGUACGUAAACCAACAACAACAAACGCCGCGAAUUCCCCCGUCCCACUCUCCCACUCGCUCGUGGACAGGUUCACCUCAGCGGGCGACAGCCAUGAGUUGGAACCCAUUUAAGGCCCAAGAACCCAAAAGGCCUGUCGUGUCAAAAACUGUGGAACGAGACUUUGAACGAGAAUAUGGAAAACUUCAACAGCUGGAUGAGCAAAUUAAGAAGCUCUACAAAGACGUGAAAAAAUGCGCGGAGGCAGACGGAGCCGUGUCAAAGUCCGCGCUCAAGAUCACGGCCGACUUGCAGUCAAGCCAGUCGAGCCUCCAGGAUGACGAGUUGGCGCGGGCCGUUGACGCUCUGGACCUGGCCUUCCGCCGAGUGGACAACUACAACCAGGAGAAGGUAAAUCAACUACAGAAGACCGUAAUAGAGCCUAUGAAAAAGUUCAGCAGCGUGUUCCCGAGCCUGAACGUGGCAGUCAAGCGCCGGGAGCAGGCCCUGCAGGAAUGCAAGAAACUCCAGGCCAAGUUGGAGAAGUACGAGGAGCGUGAAAAGACGGGACCAAACAUUGCCAAGACACAUCAGUCGCGUGAGGAGCUGAAGCCCGUGCGCGAUGAGUUCGAACAGAGGAACAAGGCCCUGCUGGAGGAGAUGCCUCAGCUCUACACAAGCCGAGCGGAGUACUUCCAGCCCAGCUUUGAGGCGCUCGUGCGCUCACAGGUGAACUACUAUGCGGAGGUUUCCAAGAUCUUCCGCGACCUGUCGGAGAAGAUUGACGUCGCGGAGCGCACGGACGAGCAGCGUGAGCAGGAGAACGAGGCGCGGCUCGCCGAGCUGCGCUCGCUCUCCAUCGUCGCCAACGACUGAGAGCUCGCCACCGCCGCCCCUCCGUCCCCACUCACCCCCUCACCCUUGCCUCACCGACUACCCCCUCCCUUGUCACUAAGCCACCCUCCACCCGCCCCCCCCCACCGCCCCCCCCACCCCACCCCAUGUAUGUAUGUUGAACUUCUUUGGCACCAUAAUGGAGGUUUUUGGGUUUGAUCGCGUAAAUAUAAAUGUGACUAACCUUCUUUGGCACCGUACGUAGCAAGUCGUGCUAAUUGGAGGUGCGGGGGAAGGACAACAAACUAAACACAAAAAGCAGUUCUAAAGAAAUGAAUUAUCAAUCUACAUGAUUUAAAAGUGCAUGGCUGCAGUGGCUUCCUGAUAUCGGAAGGAAGAGUAUUCCAGACGGCCGCAGAAGCGCAUCCGAAAGCGUUGAUGCGGGUGAAGGAGUUUUUUCACUUACAUAGGGUGAUCAAAUCUGUGGCCCUAACAUAUGAGAAGCAGGUGCUAUCUUUCUGCUUUCCCUGCUCGUUGCAGAAGUUCACGGUUCGCAUCCAGCAGCCCACCCUGGUUAUCACUGCGGUGGUUUAUUAACCAUGACAAUACUAUGCGCUGUCUGCUGCACAGUGGACAUUAAAGAUCCCAUGAUGUCAUUCACAAGAGGAGGUUAUUGUGAGCUGGUGUCACGCUUCAGAUUUGACAAUUAAAAAAACUCAAAUAGGGUUAUACGUAACGAUCAUUACUCCCUACUGCAAAACACUUUGCAGCACCCUCCUGAAACUCGGUGAGACUUUCCCGAGAUGAAUAAAAACACAAGUGAAACCUAUUUAAGGGGCUGCUGCAAUAGUGAAAUGGUCGGCACGCUGGACUUGCAAUCCAGAGGUUGGCAGUUCUAUAAAACAAUGAGGCAAAUGUCUUAAAACGCCCCCCCCCCCCACGCUUCUGUCCACCCUGCAGUAUAAAUACGACAGUGCAGAAUAUUUGGAAAAGACGAUAGGUUGUACAGGGAACACUACGAAGAAGACGAGUAUUAGUCGAUGGACAGGCCACGUAUGGUGGGGUAGAGUGUGAUUACUCCAUCUUCAAAGACGUCUGGCCAGUACUCUCGAGAGGGGCUCUCUAGAGCUCCCUCGAGUGGAGGCCCUUUCGCCAGCAGUGGUGUGAGUGAGCUAUUGCAGGGCUGCGCCUUUACCUUCCGCGUGCACCCUUACAUAUUUUCUGAAAUCCAGAUUUCAUCGCGAGAGGGUAACUCGGUGAUCGCUACUGGUGAAUGAAUGUGUUUGUACCUUAAGCGAAAAAGCUUAAAUGUCCAGAGAGACCUCGCAAAAAGCCACGCCCACCAAACCGAGGUCCCAGUGACUUCCACGUGUUUCCACAGUGAAAGAUUUUGCUCGUGGAGUGAUUGGGCCUGUGCAAGAGUAAGUGGCUUGAGAAAGGAGACACAUAACACGGGACCACGAGGUUAGUCGAUGCAUCUGUGCCAAGCCACGGAUUGUUCAAUCGCUGCUAAUAUUUCAGAACUAUCUCGGCAGCCCCCUCUCGCUUGUUUUUUCAACAUUCACCUCGUCAACUCUGCACCGACUUUUCUCAUGGAAGUAUAAAGAGUGAUACUGCGUACGGGAGAUUGGGCCUGCUUACAUAAUAUAACCAACUCCCUUCAGGAUGUGCAUCUGCCACAUACGUCUGUUUUCCACCACACAACCGAGCUGGGCUAGGGCCAUGCCGAGCCAGCCGGGUGGUUUUUGGCCACGGCAGAAGCUGAGCCGAGCUCCUGUGUUCGAGUCAAAACGCACGUAGCUGCGAAAGCGGUGACGCUGCGUUUGAAUUGUGUGUGUGUGUGUGCCCACUGAUGCCACGCGCAAUGAACACACGUUCCUAUCCCCGUCUCUCGGCCCUGCUUGGCCCCGAGACAUAUUCAGAUGUCUUUGUAAGGCCAGCUUAUCUAGGUUUGGUUUCAGGCUUGGCAAAGCAAAUAGCCAGUGGGGAAGCACCCUACUGUUAGUGUCCCACGCUGGCUCGGCUCAGAUGUGCCAGUGGAAAAGAGGUGGUAGUUGGUAACCGUAUCUUAUCGGUUAGAGUGCUAGCUUGUGAUGCCAUUGAAUGUGGCUAGUGUUGGACAUCUAAUGCCAUUGAGUGAGUGGUAGUAGUGGAGCAAGGAUACGGUGGAACGGCAGCCACCGAGAGGUUCUGGGUAUUUUUGUGAACUUGCACUUUGUGUGUUUUUGCUUGUGUUUUUUUUUUGUUAUUUCUGUGUGUAUGUUUUGUGUGUGGAGAAUAACGACACUGGUAUUUAAAGCAUUGCACUACAGUUGUGGAGACGUGGGUUUUAUCCCUAGCCGUGCACAUCGUUCAGUUGCAAAAACGUGACCUCUAGGUCAACUCGGCCAUUGGUACCUGGUGAUGCAAUCGGGAGUGCCGUUGGCUUUGCUGCGUGUGUGAGUGCUCACGAACAUCACUCACCCCUACGGUUUACAAGACUCAACAGAUUAACUUUAUAUUUGAAUGUCGGGUGCCCGUGCGUGUGUUUUAUGUUCCGUGAUCAUGAGCUAUGUGCCUGUCCUGCAUCGCGUCUUGUGUUUUUCCGCUGUUCGUUACCCCGAAUUAGAUGGCCUCUCACUGUGGGUUCUCAUCUGGUUGAAUGGAGGAUUGGUUUCUGGGAAGCAGUGUGCAUGUUCAUGUCCAGUCCGAUGGUGCUGUGGUUAAAACUCUUUACGCCCGGUCACAAAGUUACAAGUUCGAAGCUAAGUCAUAAUGAACUCAGCCUAUCCUUCCAGGGCCGAUACAAUUGGUACCGCUUUGUAGGAAGUCAACAGUGCCGAACGGUCUGGCCACCACCACAAGAAUAUGGAAUGUCCACCACUCGCCCAGAUAUGGAGAUGGGUGUCAACUAGACAGUUUCACUUUGAAUUCCAAAAAACACGAUAAGCGCUGUCUCCAUGGCUCACAUAAUGGAUGGCAUGUCGUGAUUCCAAGAAAGGUGCAUUUUUAAUCACAGCCCUGGAUUAUCAACUUCUGAGCUGAGCUUGAUGGCUGCAGAAAGUGGCGCACUUCACGGCAAAUAACGCACACUUGAAUCAUGAUGAAUGGUCGUGUCCGCAGAGCUGUGUGGGUUGGUUAUUAUUUCGAGCACUAUGCUAAAUACCUACAGCGUUUAAACCUCCUUGUUGGUAGUGAUGGAUCAGUACUUGGGUUCACAUUUAUUUUUUGUAAUCGCUUUGUGCCAGUAACAUCUACCGCUUAGUAUAAACCACUGAAAUUAUACUUUUGCUAUUUAGCUUACGUUGUUGGGUUGAUUAUGUUAUACUAUAUUUUAGAAAAUAAGUAAAAACAAAAACUGUGAGAUGGUGUAUGCCGCCUUGUGCCUUCUGAUGCUUAUUUCGUGUGUGUGUGUGAAAUGUAUAUGUAUUGUUUGUAAGCCUGGGCUGAAAUGGACCGUUAAUAAAAAAUAUAUAUGUAUAGACACGUAUCACUAUGGUACACACAUUUGUCAUUUCACAAUUACCGUGGAAAUAUGAAACAUAUCUUGGUAUGUUGUGAGUUUUGGCACUCAACACAGGCCCAUAUGAUAAGUUCAUGCAGUAUGUUUCCUGUUUCAGAAUGUCCACGACAUUGCCACCAACCACUUAAAUUGCCUUGGAUGUAAAUCCACAGCAGCUUCCCUUUGGUGUUGCUGCCUAGUUCGUGUUAGCCUCCACGAGCUCCCUUGAGGUCGAAUUUAUUUAAACUUUCAGGCCCCACCUGUGCUGUCAAUGGGCGAGCGUGCAACAACCGGAGUUUGGCUCGCACACAACUAAGGAGGAGGCUGCGCCGCCGCCGUCUUGGUUAGCGCACUGCGUUACGAGCACGGCGACCCCGGAUUAACCAGAGUCUCCCAGACGAAGCAUGAAGUCACGUUCAAAAAUCUGUCCAAACAAGCCGGCAAUCCAUUUCCUCUCCUGCCCUCUCCUGGCCAUCGGAGUGCAGCAAGUGGGGAGGUGAUCUCUACGUGAUCCAAAAAUCCAAACCUCUGGUUUUAUCAUCAGCCCAUGAUCUAUCCAUUGAUGAACAAAAGAAAACACUUGUUGGAAGGAUGCUGGAAACCGCAUGAUGUGAAUCUAGGGCAAUUACUGAAGGUGAACCAGGAUCAACAUAAAUCAAACUGACAGCGGGAACAGGAUGGAGUGCUUUUGUUUCAUUAAAUUAGAUUUAUUUUAAAAACAACAAAUGUGCCUAAGAGGAACAUUUUCAAUCAGGGCAAAUUACGCGCAAUGACGUGGAUUUCAAAAUAUGGACACCUGACAACAUUUGGGUCAGAAGCUGAGAAGUACACAAACAAAAAAUUAACCCGUAAAAACAAAG
Molecule: messenger RNA, 5243 nt
Organism: Lethenteron reissneri (Far Eastern brook lamprey)
Lineage: Eukaryota; Metazoa; Chordata; Hyperoartia; Petromyzontiformes; Petromyzontidae
Gene: BIN3
Product: bridging integrator 3
Biological process (GO): plasma membrane tubulation; actin cortical patch localization; endocytosis
Cellular component (GO): cytoplasm; actin cytoskeleton
Molecular function (GO): lipid binding; protein binding
Source: RefSeq, a predicted model, not a curated record